ACGAACGUGAACGUGUUCUAACAGGAUUUACUAAAGAAGAAGAAAGGUAAUACUACUAAUCAGCUUCUUACUAAAAACAAUUCUAAAUAAUAUUGUAUUCACCAAUUCUUUCUACAGUUUUACCAUCUGAAAAGAUCAUUCUCCCAGCUUCUUCUUAGAAUUCCACAUCCUCCAACUUCCUUAGCCUGAGUAAAUGCUGAAUAAAAAAUGGAGUCCAAACAACAGGAGGACCUCCCAGCGUCUGAAGUUAUCCCUCUCGCCUUGCCCAAAGGAACAGAAAAGUUGUGUGAGCUGUGUCAAAAACGAGCUUACUUACAGUGCGCCAGGUGCCGGGUGACCUUUUACUGUGAUACAGAACACCAGCAAUUUGACUGGAAAGGAAUCCAUGAGAGGAUUUGCCAGUUGCUCAUUCCCAUUCGCACCCCAUCGCUCUUUAGUAUGCAGCGGGCCGGCCGCAUCGAAAACAUACUGAAAACGAAAGAGCUGAUUGAAAUCUGCAGGUUGGUCGCAGAGAGCAAACUCUCUGAGGGCAAGCAUCAGGAGGCCGUGCCCGCCGCCCAGGCCUGUCUCCGCUGUUCCGUAGACGUGUACGGACCCAACACGGUCCAACUGGUGCCCGCUUAUGUGUUGCUGGCUGAUGCCAACAUGGGCAUGGGUAAUGUGGCUCUGGUGGUGGAGCUCCUGUCACAAGCAGAGUGGGCGGUGCUGAAGAGUCCUGAAUGUGGAAAUGAUGUCCACCACCGGCUGCACAGGAGCAUGGGCUGCCUCCACACUGCGACUGAAAAUUUUCAAACAGCUCUUUUUCACUUUGCGAACGAUAUAUAUUUUGCCAGCGAGGAGUAUGGCCUGGAAAGCACCGUGACAUGUGGAGGUUACUUCCACAUGGCGAAAGUAUUUGCCAAACAGGGAAAGCCCUCUGUCGUUCGUUCCCUGUACAAAGAGGUGGCAGAGACCUGGCACACUCAUCUCGGCAAACUACUCGGGGAGCACAUCCAAAACAAAAGAAAGGACCAGAGCAAGUUGGAGCCUUCCUUUGAUAAAGGGCAGCGAGUGGAGGUGGACAAGAUGCUGACAACCAUUUUGGACUUCGAGCAAGACGACUCCAGAAGAGAACCGGCCCAGAUCGCCCUGGUGGCUCACGCCCUGGCCAUGCUCUCCUUCCUCGGAGGGGACGCCUCCAAGGCACUGGGAUUUGGACGCACGGCACUGCAAGCCAGCCAGAUGAUACCAAACCAUGACCUGACGGAGCCCAUCCGGGCCUUGUUACAGCUGGUCAGCACAGCUCCACAGUCCACUCCUGGAUAGGCGCCACACCCAGCUCACACAAACCAACACAAGCUUCCUUCACUUCAGCCAUUCAGCGACCACUGAGCUCAAUAUGAUUUAUAUUUGUAUGAAAGAAAAGUUAUAUCAUAACAUUACGGACUGGACUUUUUUGUCACAGUGCCUGCGUGAGCAAACCGAGCCAUAAAUUCCCCCCAAAAUGCGAGCGUCCUCCACUAAUAUGGAGAAGCUGAAUAUUAAAUAUAAGGAAAAUACUUCAUCAAACUCACCAUCGAAACCUUAUUGAAUAUGUUUUUACUAUUAUUUGAGUGUAAAAAUAAGUGAACCACUUCAUAUCAUAAAAGUAGAUGAGGACUGACAACAUAAAAGGAAAACUGCUCCUUUCGGGGGGGAUUUCGGUGCAAAAACGUGGUCUGCAUUCCAUGUAGAUCGUAGUGGAUACACUUUUUGUUAGUUAUAACCAACAUAUGUAAAAAUGAAUAACUUUUUUUUGUUGUUUUUAUUCAGUGACACUUCUCUGUAGGUUUGUGAUUUUUGUUUUUUUUUUGUUACUUUUUUUUCUUUUAGUCAAUUCGUGUGAUUCUCUAUCUGCUUGUGGUGAAGAGGAAGGCAGUACAUAGCUACCCACUAGGGGGUGAUUUUUGUAUUUUUUAAAAUUAUUAUGUUUUAUUAUUUAUUUAUUUUUUUGUUUUCUGUUUUCUCAGUACCUGUAUUAUGAUUUCCGGUCAAAUGAAUAAACAAAUAUUAUAUAUUUUA
Molecule: messenger RNA, 2040 nt
Organism: Entelurus aequoreus (snake pipefish)
Lineage: Eukaryota; Metazoa; Chordata; Actinopteri; Syngnathiformes; Syngnathidae
Gene: zmynd12
Product: zinc finger, MYND-type containing 12
Exons: 8
Coding region: 208-1305 (365 amino acids)
Molecular function (GO): protein binding
Source: RefSeq, a predicted model, not a curated record